This is a messenger RNA of Vitis vinifera (wine grape), 1320 nucleotides long. Its product is annotated as U-box domain-containing protein 15. Gene Ontology annotation, molecular function: protein binding. Gene Ontology annotation, cellular component: nucleus; cytoplasm. The record is from RefSeq and is a predicted model, not a curated record. Lineage: Eukaryota; Viridiplantae; Streptophyta; Magnoliopsida; Vitales; Vitaceae.
AUGGUUGUAUUCUCGAAGACGGAUGACAGAAAUGCAGACACUGCGAUAUUAGAAAGACUUGCGAGCAAGUUGGAAUUGCGUACAGUUGCAGACUUGAAGGUAGAAACAGCAGCUGUUAGGAAACUUGUAAAAGAAAGAGCUGGGUUGAGUGUAGAGGCCAGUCAGCAAAUAAUAGAGCUUUUGGGAAAAUUCAAAAAACUGGCUAGGAUGGAGGAAUCCAGUGUGCUUGAUGGUCCAGUUUCGUCCAGAAAUCUAUAGAAGUGCCUGUCUUUGGUGAUUCCUCACGAAUUCCUCUAUCCAAUCUUGCUCCCAAAGACAGGACAAACUUUAGUCCACUUGUCACUGGCACCAAACUAUGCCCUUCGCAACCUAAUUCUGCAAUGGUGCGAGAAGAACCAGUUUGAGUUGCCCAGAAAGGAUAUUAAAGCAGGCUUUAAUGGCUCCUCCAUUCAAGUCAAACAGAAAAACUCUUCUUUGGUCCAAAACCUAUCAUCAUCUCAACCAGAUGUGCAGAGAAAGGUCAUUAUGAAGAUUCGGAUGCUAACCAAAGAGAACCCAGAUAACAAAAUUCGUAUUGCCAACAGAGGAGGAAUCCCUCCUCUGGUUCAACUCCUGUCCUAUCCAGAUUCCAAGCUUCAAGAACACACUGUAACAGCCCUUUUGAACUUGUUAAUUGAUGAGGCAAACAAAAGACUCAUAACUAGAGAAGGAGCCAUUCCAGCUAUAAUUGAAAUUUUGCAGAAUGGAACAGAUGAGGCCAGAGAAAACUCUGCUGCAGCCCUCUUCAGCUUGUCAAUGCUCGACGAAAACAAAGUAACAAUUGGGUCUUUAAAUGGGAUCCCUCCCUUGGUAAACCUCCUGCAGAAUGGAACAACCAAAGAGAAGAAGGAUGCAACCACUGCCUUGUUUAACCUGUCACUCAACCCAUCCAAUAAGUUGUGAGCCAUCAAGGCAGGUAUCAUACCAGCAUUACUUCAUCUGCUCGAGGAUAAAAACCUGGGAAUGAUCGAUGAAGCUCUCUCAAUUUUACUGCUUUUAGUAUCGCAUCCUAAAGGACGGACUGAAAUUGGAAGGUUAUCGUUCAUUGUAACUCUGGUUGAGAUCAUGAAAGAUGGGACCCCGAAGAACAAGGAGUGUGCCACAUCAGUCCUCCUUGAGUUGGGUUUGAACAAUUCAUCUUUCAUUUUGGCUGCACUGUAGUAUGGUGUGUACGACUAUCUGGUAGAGAUUAUGAGAUGCGGAACCAACAGAGCCCAAAGAAAAGCAAAUUGUCUUCUGCAACAUAUGUACAAAUGUGAACACAUCCCAUGGAACUUCAAU